CCUUCUUGCUGGCAUAUUAAAACCCUUACAUCUACGUCCUUUGUUUGAUUCGGCUUCUUCAGCGGCCUCUGCCUAAAGAUUGAAAAUAUGUUUUCUAGAACUUUUCCAAUCGCCAUCCUGACCGCUAUCUCAAUUGUCGUACUUUUUCAUCUCAAUCGCCCAAACUCUACUCCUCUGGAAACCCUCAAGACCCUGGAUCCCCGGGUCUUGAUCCGCUCAGGAGCCGACGCCUUACAAGAUUGGGGAAGCUGUUUGCCUCAAAACCUGAUUUCUACUCUGGGUGGUGCUCAUUUACGGUUCCAGAAGCCGCUGCCAGCUCGACCGCCCAAGCCAAUCGAUGAUCAAGACUUUUGCCCUCCCGCCGGUCCUGGACGACGCGCUACUGCCAUCCUUAUUCCUAUUGGACAGGGACUAGAACCUUGGGACGUCGACGACACGCGAAGUCGUACUGUCUUUCUUGGCCCAAAGGAUUCCGCAAUUCAAACAGAUCAAAGUCCAUUAGGGUUCUUGCCCUUUAUGAGUCAAAGCGAGCAGGAGCGCCGUGAUCGCCGUCCAGCAAGAUUCAACACCAACAUGACCGCCAAAGCACUUUGCCCGGUUUACUACGUUCCUGCCAGCGCUCUCGUCAGUCGGAUCCCAGCCGUGCGCAGUCCUCCCGGGAAAAAAACAAGACGAUUCACAGAGGACCUCACGGCGCGGCUGCACAAGCUUCGCCAAUCUGUACUUGGUAGUGGUGAAGACACCGGUUGCAAAUCCGCAUCUCAACACUCAAGUCAAGAGGUUGCCCUUUGGCAGCGACGCGGUUAUUCCGAAUUCAUGUUUGGCUUCGCAACCACUCCUCAACGUGCGCUCGAAUUCUUGCCCCGAUGGAGUGAAUGGUUACCUUCUUCUCUGCCAAGCAAUGUUCAACUUGAGCGCGCAUACCGCUGGCGUCCAUCUUCGAUUCCACCCCUCCGCCGUUCUACUGCAUCUGCGCUUGUUUUAACACCGCCUCUUGCUGAGCUCGAUCAGGCCUGGGAGGUUCAAAACGCCGCUCAAGGUGCUGGUAUGGACUUGAAGAUCAAGGAGCUUGCUGCUGAACGUUACGAGGUCCGCUACAUGAACCUCGUACAAGAGAUGUGGCGAGAGUCUGUUCAGCGUGAGGCUUUAGGCGCACCGAUUACUCAAUGGUUCACAUUGGCGGAUGACGAUACAUAUUUCCUCUCACUUGAUUCCGUGGCACGCAUGCUUUCCAAAUACGACCCGUUCGAAAUGCAUGUCAUUGGAAGUCUCAGCGAGUCAGAGGGGCAACAGAAACACUUCGGAAAUAUCGCUUUUGGUGGGGCAGGCAUUUUUCUCUCCAGAGGCUUAGUGCAACAAAUGAACGAGCCUGGCGCGUUCGACAGCUGCAUCUCACUGUUUGCUAAGGAAUUUGGUGGUGAUGGAAUGAUUACAAAAUGCGCUGCAAUGCUAAUGCGACGCGACGUACAACAAGUUGUCAGCCGUGAACCGACCCUACAUCAACUAGAUAUUCAAGAUGAAGGACAUGGUAUCUUCCAGGCCGGAUGGCGUUUCACUUCUCUCCAUCACUGGCGAUCCUGGUUCCAGCUCCAACCUCGUUCACAUCCCCAUACACUCAAAGACCCAUCCCUCCUUGCCAGCUUGCUUGGAAACGCAGCUCGCGCUGUGGCGACUGACAAUUGGACACGGCGAUACGUUUGGGGAGUCAAACCGCAAGGCAAAGCCGAGACAGACGGAGUUGUGAUUUCCCUCGGAUACUCGAUCACUGUCUCUGGUACUGCCCAAGUCAAGGUAUCCGACUUGGACAAGGUCGAGAUGACCUUCGCCGGCAACAAGCUUACCUCCGAAACUCGCCCAGCGUUACUGGAAACCAGGCAGCGUCGCACAUACUACCUGUACGAUCUCAAGACGUCCUCAUCCGAACCGGAAAAUUUGAACGUCCAGCCAGAUGUGGCUAUCAUGUCGCACAUUAACCAGGAAGGAGAAGUCAUUGAUUUGGUAUGGGACGCUCGACCGCGAUCAGAAAAGAGCUCUUUCGAUGAAGCCUAUAGUAUCUUCCCGCCUGGAACAAAUUGAAAAGAAUCCACUUAUCAACUCGCUCUUGAGUUGACCUAGCGAUCACUUUCACACCCGGUAACGUUUCAAGCGAAUCAGACACAUGCCUUCGACGUGUACUUCAUCUCCUUUACUUUCGCCAACAACCGCCACAGUCGGACAUUUCAACAUUAAAACAACCAUCUUUGAUCGAAUUCAGUGCAUUCUUUUCCCCUUCCUCUCCCUGGACCACCUUUUUAGGAUUUGUCUCUUACAAGGCAAACUUUGUUAUUAAAAUCGCUACAUUCUUUAGAAUCUAUAUAAUGUUUCUUAUUUAUCAGUUGUUCCUCUACUCUCUUUGUUCACCUUGAACUUGUUUGUCCUUGUUUUGAAAUGUUGAGAAUGAAAUCAAAAGUAUUUUUAUUAUAUUAUACG
Melampsora larici-populina 98AG31 is the source of this 2469-nucleotide messenger RNA. RefSeq names its product family 31 glycosyltransferase. Gene Ontology annotation, molecular function: acetylglucosaminyltransferase activity. The record is from RefSeq and is a predicted model, not a curated record. The transcript is spliced from 3 exons. Bases 88 to 2076 code for a protein of 662 amino acids. NCBI's taxonomy places the organism in Eukaryota, Fungi, Basidiomycota, Pucciniomycetes, Pucciniales, Melampsoraceae.